AGAGAAGUGAAAAUUCUCGUGUCGUUAUUAGGGACAAUGACUCUACUCAUUUUGACUAAUAUUACGAUAUGGGAUUCUGACAUUGAUAUUCUUAAAAAUAGUGAUAUCAUUAUGGAGCACAUUCAGAAAAAUGUCAUAUCAAAUUCUUCAGUCCACACAAUUUUCUUGUGUUAUUCAAGUUCUAAUGUUACAAAAAUAUACUGUUUUUUUAAUGUAUUUCUUCAAUAGAGGUUUCUCCAUGAUAAAUACAAACAGAUUGUCAACAUUGAGUAAUGUAAUUUUGACAGUAAAAGAUCAAGCAAAAGGAUGAAAGAAAAUAACCAAUAAAACACGUAUUUCUCUGUAGAAUCAUGCAAUCGAUCAAUUAUAUGGAUCUUUUAUGUGGUUGAUGUCAAAACUUGCCAGAUGUUCGAUCGAAAGUCGUUCGUGUCUUUCUCAGUUCAACAUUUUCAAGUUGAAUAACUAAAUAGCAACUUACUGACAUUGAAUAAUUUUUUGGCUUAAAAUAAUAUUUAGAUACACUAAAUGAACGUGAUUCAUUAAUUGAAACUGUUUUUCCUAAAUUCAAAGAUUAUUGUCGUGAAAAAUACGGUCUUGAAUUUCAGAUUUACAACGAAAGAUAUUCAUUGAUUCAUUCAAUCAUUAUUCUCUCAUUUGGAGUAGGCUGAUAUGCGUUGGAGAAUUUAAUUACAAUUAAAUAAUAGUCAUACUGAAGUUGAAGCAUAUCUAAAUGAAAUUGAAAUAUGCAAAAAAUAUUCACUAGCUACAAAUUUUCUGAUCAGUUAUCAUUAAUUAUUUAUUCAAAUUAUUGAUUCAACAAUUUCCUACAUAGGUUCUCUUGAGUCAUCGCUAUGGAUCUCGACCAACACCAUCAACAAUUCGUAGAUUUCUAUUUGAAUUAUUGCUCGAAAUUAUUCGUUCAAAUUCGAAUGAUGAUGAUGCUAAACUACUUUCACAAUGGUAUCAACUUGAUACAAAUCAAAUACCGGCUGCUUAUGUACUUCGUUCGAUUUCAUCAUCAUUUUCAAAUAUAUUAUCUCCCGUAGUAUUCAUAGAAUUUGAUUGAAAAUGAAAUUGAUGUCUAACUUUCAUCUUAGAACACAAAUGAAAUGAAAUAAAGUUCAUUGGACACCGAUGGAUAUCAAUCGAAAAGAUCAUGCCGAAUAUAUAACUCGAUUCAAUGAUGAUUUUUAUAAAUGCAAUCAAACAACAAAUUGAUCAAUGUAUUCAAUCACAUAUUUUAAUCGAUUCUGAUCCAUUACAACAUGAAUAUAUUGGAACAUGCAAUCUAAUGUAAAACAUUACAUUUAAUAUUUAAUAGAAUAGUGGAGAAAAAUAUUUUUAUGUUG
Messenger RNA from Rotaria sp. Silwood1, 1349 nucleotides. NCBI's taxonomy places the organism in Eukaryota, Metazoa, Rotifera, Eurotatoria, Philodinida, Philodinidae. The record is from the annotation of a GenBank genome assembly.